Molecule: messenger RNA, 358 nt
Organism: Panicum virgatum (switchgrass)
Lineage: Eukaryota; Viridiplantae; Streptophyta; Magnoliopsida; Poales; Poaceae
Exons: 2
Coding region: 44-358 (104 amino acids)
Source: RefSeq, a predicted model, not a curated record
CUGCAAGGUGACAGGUGAGAAAUCAUUGGAACACAAAACGACCAUGGCGGCCAAGCUCCGUUCCCCCACCGCCACCUGCAACACCGCCACCGUCGUCCUCACCAUUGUCACCAUCACGGUGCUGCUCCUCGUCUCCACCGGCCACGCGCGGGGAACGCUGGCGGUGGCACCUCCGCCGCCGGAGGAGGAUGACCCGCCGCCGUGCAGGGGAUAUUUCGCGGAUCUGGAGGAGUGUGCCAAGUGGUGCAACGAGCAAGGCUUCUACGGAGGAGGCUUCAUCCACCUGCUCUGCUGCUGCGGCUCAAGAAUAGAACCUAGGCUACAAACUCCUCCAAGACCUGCAACUAUUUUCCUGUGA